GGUCAGCUUUCAUUAUCACUAUAGCAACCAAGUAACAACGCCAUUUAUUACUAAUUCAAUUCCCAUAAAAUAUAAGGUAAAGUAAAUCUGAUAAUAAGUAGGUAAAAAUGCCUCCUAAUCCGAACGUGCAUUAUUGCGAGUUGAAACGCGACACAUUCGGGCUCCCUAAGUUGCCACCGAACGCGCCAUGGCACCAGAAAUUUGCGAGGAGCAUUAGAAAGUGUCUCACCUUAAAUCCGAACAGUACAACGUCAAAGAGGUUCUUUCGGAACCGUUCAACGAUGAUCGGCGAGCAAAAACGACAUCUAAAAGGUGCUACUUUUAUCAUCCAUCCUUUCAGUACCUUCAACAGGAUAAGACAAGUUAUAUUUGUCAUAUUAUGGACGCUGGAAAUGCUGUUAACUCCGGUAUAUAUAAGUUUUAUCCAUAUUAGUCAAUCACAUCAUGUCCAUAAUCAACAUAAUGAAGACGCGUUUCUUGCAUCAGUUACAGGUAAUUACUUCAUUUCAUCUAUUUAUCGACACAUUAUUUCGCCCCUGGAAGUUGUCGUUGUGCUUCUGUUUUUUAUUACGGGAUACAUCAACAUUAAGACCAAGGAAAUUGUUAUUGAUCCUAAGCAAAUAGUGAAAAGAUACUUAGCAACAUACUUUAUUACUGAUUUCUUAAUGAUAAUUAAGUUUGGUAUAUAUGUUCAACAUUCAGUAUACUUGUAUUUACUUAACUUGGCUUGCCUCUUUAGAGGAAUAACCUUGUUCGAAUAUUUAAAAGAUAUAAUUCUAUCCUUUAAAGUAAAAGAGGAAGUUUACGACUGUAUAAGAUUAUUUCUUAUCAGCAUGAUCUUAUUGAAUGGGUUGAAUUGCAUGUUCUAUUAUCUACCCUGGAUGUUGGGACAUUUAUCGUUUCCAAAACAUUCCUGGCCAUAUAGAAGUCAUAUUACUCCAAAUGAUAAAGACUUUACAGUAGGAAAAGCUUAUGUUGAUUCUAUGGUUGUUGUUAUGUCCUACUUCGUGGGAGCCGGAGAUCUAUCAGCAAAAACUUAUUUGAAUGACGUGCUACAAAAAGCCAUGCUUACUUUUAUCAUGAUUUGUGGAAGAUUAUGGACUUUGUAUGUGAUUGCAUCCAUUUUAAAACUAUUUAGCGUUGUAACCAUAUCAGAGAGCAAAUACGAGGAAUAUUUGUUGCAACUUGAAGUAUAUAUGACACAAAAGAGAAUACCCAAAGCUUUAAGGGCAAGACUUCUUGAAUACUACAGGAGCUAAUGCUGUUUGGUGCGAGAAAACUUAUUUCUAAAGUGGAGUUAUUUAAGGCACUACCAAGAAGUGUCGUUGGUGCAAUUAUUAGUUACACAAGACAGGCGGUUUAUUUACCCAAUGACUACAUUGUUAGGCGUGGAGAUUACGCA
Molecule: messenger RNA, 1402 nt
Organism: Anthonomus grandis grandis
Lineage: Eukaryota; Metazoa; Arthropoda; Insecta; Coleoptera; Curculionidae
Product: potassium/sodium hyperpolarization-activated cyclic nucleotide-gated channel 1-like
Exons: 2
Coding region: 108-1259 (383 amino acids)
Source: RefSeq, a predicted model, not a curated record